Molecule: messenger RNA, 1686 nt
Organism: Hordeum vulgare subsp. vulgare (domesticated barley)
Lineage: Eukaryota; Viridiplantae; Streptophyta; Magnoliopsida; Poales; Poaceae
Product: beta-glucosidase BoGH3B-like
Exons: 6
Coding region: 1-1686 (561 amino acids)
Biological process (GO): glucan catabolic process
Molecular function (GO): beta-glucosidase activity
Source: RefSeq, a predicted model, not a curated record
AUGGCCGACGGGCUCGCCUUCCGACUCCGGUCGGGCGUCCUCGCGCCGCUGGAAGACCAUCUCGCAGCGAUUCUCAUCACGUCGCUGCAAUGUUUCGCGCAGGUCAGGAGGCUCCUCCCCCCGCUUCUGCGCCGGCACAGGAUGGCGCUGCUCACGGCCCCCGCGGUGUUCGCCGCGCUCCUGCUCUUCUGGGCCGUGCUCGGCGGCACCGACGCCGACUACGUGCUCUACAAGGACGCCACCAAGCCCGUGGAGGACCGCGUUGCCGACCUCCUGGGGAGGAUGACGCUGGCGGAGAAGAUCGGGCAGAUGACCCAGAUCGAGCGGCUCGUCGCCACGCCGGACGUGCUCCGGGACAACUUUAUCGGCAGCCUGCUCAGUGGCAGCGGCAGCGUGCCGCGCAAGGGGGCCACGGCCAAGGAGUGGCAGGACAUGGUGGACGGCUUCCAGAAGGCCUGCAUGUCCACACGGCUCGGCAUCCCCAUGAUCUAUGGCAUCGACGCCGUGCACGGCCAGAACAACGUCUACGAAGCCACCAUCUUCCCCCACAACGUCGGCCUCGGCACCACCCGGGACCCGUACCUCGUGAAGAGGAUCGGCGAGGCCACCGCGCUCGAAGUCAGAGCCACCGGCAUCCAGUACGCCUUCGCGCCGUGCAUCGCGGUGUGCAGAGAUCCGAGGUGGGGGCGGUGCUAUGAGAGCUACAGCGAGGAUCGCCGGAUCGUGCAGUCCAUGACGGAGCUCAUCCCCGGCCUGCAGGGCGAUGUCCCCAAGGACUUCACCAGCGGCAUGCCCUUCGUCGCCGGAAAGAACAAGGUGGCUGCUUGCGCCAUGCACUUUGUGGGCGACGGCGGCACGGUGGACGGUAUCAACGAGAACAACACCAUCAUCAACCGUGAGGGCCUGAUGAACAUCCACAUGCCGGCGUACAAGAACGCCAUGGACAAGGGCGUCUCCACCGUCAUGAUCUCCUACUCCAGCUGGAACGGGGUCAAGAUGCACGCCAAUCAAGACCUCGUCACCGGAUACCUCAAGGACACGCUCAAAUUGAAGGGCUUCAUGAUCUCAGACUGGGAGGGCAUUGACAGGAUCACCACCCCUGCCGGAUCUGACUACUCCUACUCGGUCAAGGCUUCCAUUCUUGCCGGCCUUGACAUGAUCAUGGUGCCGAACAACUACCAGCAGUUCAUCAGCAUCCUGACUGGCCAUGUCAACGGCGGCGUCAUCCCCAUGAGCAGGAUCGACGAUGCCGUGACCCGGAUCCUGCGGGUCAAGUUCACCAUGGGUCUCUUCGAGAACCCCUACGCUGACCCUGCCAUGGCCGAGCAGCUAGGAAAGCAGGACCACAGGGAUUUGGCGAGGGAGGCGGCGAGGAAGUCGCUGGUGCUGCUGAAGAACGGUAAGACUUCGACCGACGCGCCGCUUCUGCCGCUGCCCAAGAAGGCGGCCAAGAUCCUGGUCGCCGGGAGCCACGUCGACAACCUGGGCUACCAGUGCGGCGGCUGGACCAUCGAGUGGCAGGGAGACACGGGCCGCACCACCGUGGGCACCACCAUCCUUGAGGCGGUGAAGGCGGCCGUGGACCCGUCGAUGGUCGUGGUGUCGGGCGCGGCCGCCGUUAGGGCGGAGGUUGGCGGCGUCGUGCGCGGCCGCCGUCAGGGCGGAGGUUGGCGGCGUCGGGUGUAG